Messenger RNA from Ctenopharyngodon idella (grass carp), 5999 nucleotides. It is a transcript of the gene opn7a, whose product is annotated as opsin 7, group member a. Lineage: Eukaryota; Metazoa; Chordata; Actinopteri; Cypriniformes; Xenocyprididae. Gene Ontology annotation, molecular function: G protein-coupled receptor activity. The record is from RefSeq and is a predicted model, not a curated record. Gene Ontology annotation, cellular component: membrane. The transcript has 6 exons. Gene Ontology annotation, biological process: G protein-coupled receptor signaling pathway. Bases 958 to 2328 code for a protein of 456 amino acids.
UCAGCCCGGUGAACCUCCGCGUACACGCUUCCCGCCACUGCAUAAUUCCAUGCGCUUCAGAUUGCAUGAGCGCUCACGUUCGAUUUGAUGUGCGUGCGCGCGCGCUCGUGUGCGGAAUCACAGCACGGUUUAUAGUGGUUUACGUUUUUUUUUUUUUUUUUUUUUUUAAGUGGUUGUAUUUUUUAACAAAGUCGUCAAAAAUAAUUGAAAUUCAGUCUGCCUUAAUUUGUGCUCAAAGCUGUGUAUUUUAAUACAGCAACAACUUCUUUUUAGACCCUUUCAACUCAAAAGUAAUUUUUCCUCACAAAUGGUGGAUGGGAUUAAAUAGGUUAAAGCUAAUCUCUGGUUAUCCUGAAGGCUUGCCGAUAUUUUAUUCAUUAAAUGCAAUUUUGUCCCCCUCUUUGUUUUCUUUUCCCUUACCCUUCCUUUCUGUUGCGUUUCGUUCUUUCCUCUUUCCUUUUCAUCUCCGUUCGUGUCUUUCCGUUCCUUUCCUUUCCAUGUCUUCUGUUUUCUUUUUUAUUAUUUGCUUAUUGUAAUUAUUCAUACAUUCAAUUUUGAAUAAGAAAAAAAGCAGCCUUAAAGCACUAAUAGUUUUGCACUUGAUCUAGUGUAGUGUGUGUGAGGCUGCAUUACAGUAACGCGCGCUGUCGUCAAAAUGUUUCUUAACCGUCGCGCACAUCAGACAUUCAGUACAACAGCUCUUUUAUAGAAAGGGGAGGGGGGGUCAUUCACAACUCACUGUGAACCCCUCGGGAUCACCUGCACGUGCGUUUGCGCACACAGUUUUGAGGAAAAACUCUGAUCACCACCGGAAGGUCUGAUCUCGCUUUUGGUCUCCCACGCGCAUCCACUCGACUGCGCGUGCCACCGCGAUGUGGGUCCGAACUGCGGAGCUUUGACGGAUAAAGCGGAGGAAUCCCUUCGGCUUCCCGAGGAGAGGCGAGGCUGACCGCUGCCAUGAUGCGAGGACUGGAUAACAGCACCUUCCAGUCUAACAUCCCGGUGGCUGCUGACAUCACAGUGGGCGUGGUUUACGCCCUUUUUGGUGUUUGUUCACUAUGUGGAAACAGUAUGCUGCUGUAUGUGUCCUACAAGAAGAAGCACCUGUUAAAACCAGCCGAGUUCUUCAUUAUUAACCUGGCCAUCAGUGACCUGGGCAUGACCCUCAGCCUCUACCCCCUCGCGGUCACCUCAAGCCUUGCCCACAGGUGGCUUUAUGGAAGGACAGUCUGUGUAGUCUAUGCCUUCUGUGGUGUUUUGUUCGGGAUCUGCUCUCUGACCACUCUCACUAUACUCAGCACUGUUUGCUGCCUCAAAGUCUGCUAUCCACUUCACGGUAAUAGGUUCAGCUAUGAGCACGGUCGUGUGUUAAUAGCGUGUGCGUGGGCCUAUGCUCUCGUGUUCGCUUGCUCCCCUCUUGCCCACUGGGGGCAGUAUGGUCCGGAACCCUACGGCACGGCCUGCUGUAUCGACUGGGCCUGGUCCAAUCACAACUCAGUUGCCCGCUCCUACACCACAGUGCUCUUCAUCGCCUGUUACCUGCUGCCGUGUGGCAUCAUCAUUGUCUCCUACACACGCAUACUGCUCACGGUCCGAGAGUCCCGCAGAGCGGUGGAGCAGCACGUCUCAGCGCAGACACGCAUGGGGAACAUCCAGGCCAUUAUAGUGAAGUUGAGUGUGGCGGUGUGUAUAGGAUUCUUCACUGCAUGGAGUCCGUACGCACUGGUGUCUAUGUGGGCGGCGUUCGGCCAUUUUGAGGACAUCUCGCCCCUGGCCUUUGCCAUCCCCGCAGUUUUUGCCAAAUCCUCCACUCUUUAUAACCCUCUCAUCUACCUCUUGCUCAAACCCAACUUCCGCCACCUCCUCUGCAAGGACAUGCGCUCCCUGCGAGGGGUUUGCGUGCACCACUGCCUGUGCCAAUGUUUUCCCCGCUGGAGCUACCGCCCAUCGCUAGCCCUCAGUCUGCGGCCCCUGCGGCGAAGAGGCCAAUCCAUCUCAGAUUCCAUGGGGGGGCCCGUAGGUCAUUGUCACUGCCCUUGCGAAAGGUGCAACGACCCAUUUGAGCAGUUUAAGCACUUCCCACGCCGCUGUCCCGUCAACGUGAACACUGUGCAGUUGUCUCUGCAGGACAGCACCGAACCCGAAUUGGAGCCGGAACGAGAACCUAGAGUGAUAAAAGAACUCAAACCAAAGAGCCAAACAAUGGAGUGUAAGAAGUCCGUGCGGGUGAUUGUGAGGGGGCGGAGAUGCUCCGAGAUUGACAGUCUGGAGAUCACCUUGGAAACGGUGCCUGCUCAUGGCAAAGCUACCAAAAACGCCAAACCGUAACACCUGAGCCUGUGUGUGGGUGUGUGUUUAUACUCGUGCGGUGAGUGUGUGUAUUCACUUGUCUCAAAGGGGAGUAAAUAGACUUUGACAUAUGCCUCAAUUAAGACGCUGAGAGCAAAAUAUUUCCGAACAACAUAUUGAUGAUUGUUUUUUUAUUUAUUUAUUUAUUUAUUUGGAACAAGUGGUUUCUUAUGGACAACUGACACAAUGUAUGAGGGUUUUUUUUUUGGCUCAUUGAACUUUUAAAUGAAGUGUUACGCACAUCUUAGUUAUCUGCUGAGGGAACAAACACAUAUGCAUUCUUGAAAGUUGCUUUGGUAAACGUGAAGGUGUAUGUCUGUUGGAGAAACCUGUUUGGAUUUAAAUAGUCAAAUACUUAAGAGUCUAUGAUUGGAUCAUUAUUGCUGUGAUUAUUAUUAUAUGUUCCUAGCAUGUUAUAUGUUUGGGAACAGUUUUUCUUUCCCUAACUGAUGGAGUGUAUAGCUUUUUAUUUCUUAAACAACCAUGUAGGAAGACACAUCAUGGCCAUAUUCCAGGAUGAGAAAGCCAAGAUUCAUUGGGCUCAAACUGUGAAAGAAUCGGGAGGGAGCAUGAAGAAUCAUUUUCACACAUGAAAACCUCAGUAAGUUUUUGGGAUGUGCUGGAGUAGACUUUACAGAGUGUUCACCUCUUGCAUUGUCAAUACAAGAUCUUGACAUGCACAUCUUGAUGGAAAUAAAUGUUGUCAUGUUAUUUCCAUCAAGAGUUGCAUCAAUUUUGUAAAACCUUUUACAUGUUCCAUCACAGGAUAAUUUUAUUUUAUCAUACCAUGUUUUAACUGCCUAUUUUGGGGUGUAAUUAAAAAUGCGCCGAUUCAGUGUGUGUACACCUUUAAAUGCUCGUGCUCCCCGCCCCCAAGCUCGCAUGAGUCGCAACUCUAUAACACAUUGCAUAAACAAUAGAAUAAGUUCACACAGCUAAUAUAACUCUCAAAAUGGAUCUUUAAAAAGUGUUCAUGAUGCAGCAUAUCAGAUCACGUAAGUAUGGUAAUUAUUUUUAUGGAUAUUUACAUUUGAUUCUGAAUGAGUUUGAUAAUGCUCCGUGGCUAACGGGGCUAAUGCUACACUGUUGGAGAGAUUUAUAAAGAAUGAAGAUGCGUUUAUGAAUUAUACAGACUGCAAGCGUUUAAAAAUAAAAAUAACAACAUGGUCUCCGUGAAUAAAGGAACACACCAAACCGACGCCGACGAACUAGUGACGACGAAAGCAGACUGCGGGGUUGGCUCACGUCAGCAGCAUCUGGGUCCAAAGUUGGCCUGACACGCCAAACCGACGCUCGACAGCCGACGGCCAAGUAGCACAUCCGUUCUGCGCCUGCGUAAGAGGAAAUGCCUUUCCGUACCAGCAGGUGGCAGUAGCUGAACAGCCAAUCAGAAUGAUCAGAUGGCCCGACGGACCAACGAGCUCCGAUGCCGAUUCAACAUGUUGAAUCGGCCGAAAAAAAGCAGACGGUGCGGAAGACACUGAGAAAACUUAGUCGGCCGACGAACAAAAACUGCCCGACGGGGACCGUCGACCGUUGGCUUGGUGUGUUCCUGCCAAGAAACAAUGGUAACUUUAACCACAUUUAACAGUACAUUAGCAACAUGCUAACGAAACAUUUAGAAAGACAAUUUACAAAUAUCACUAAAUAUAUCAUGAUAUCAUGGAUCAUGAACAGUUAUUAUCGAUCCAUCUGCCAUUUUCGCUAUUGUCACUACUUGCAUGCUUCACAAUACCUGCAGAACGUCUGAUGAUUCGGCUGUGCAGCUCCACGACGUUAAUAGAGUACCUCAGAGAUGACGUGUUUUUGUAUGCAAAACCCGGAAUUGAGUUAGCAUUUUAGGACUUACGGUUCCAUCGCCCUAAAGUCUAUGGGUUUUUUGAAUGGGUUUUUGCUAAAUCGCCUGAAAUAAGGUCUGUGGUUAACAAAGCCUCUAAAUAUUUUCACGUUUUGAUCUAUGACAUAAAACACACCAGUUAUAACCCACUUGUGAUUUUUUUAAACCUUUAUUGUGUCUUAAAAACGGCGGUUGCUAACAAAUUGCUAAAAGGGACUACUUCCUUUGGCGGGACUUUAGACGUCAUCAUGACAAACAGGACAUUUGGACAGCAUUUCUCAUGAACAAGUGGACAAGUAUUCAUGCACAGCGCAGAUCAUAAUCAGCGAGCUUGUUUUUAAAUAAAGUUGUUUUUUAAAUAAAGUGUGAGGAAGCUUGGUGGUGGUGACGUUGAUCUGCGACCAUGGUGUGCUGUAGUCCGUUUAUAGCCUACUGUUAGCUUUUUAUAUCUGACAACUUUAUUUAAGCUUCAAAAUGUAUAAAUAUUGUGUUAACUUGUAAAGAUUAUCUUGAUAGACAAAACGUGUAAGUGUCAUAACCCUUUGUUAAACACAGAGCUUAUUUUUUGCGAUUUUCCAAAAGUGUAUGGGAAAAAUGCAGAAUUCUAAUUCUACAGAAUUCUAAUUAUUCAACUAUGCCAAGGUAAAUUCAAUUUUAAAUUCUAGGGCACCUUUAAUAAAUUUUUCCUUAUAUGGAACCUUUUUGGAAUAAAGGGUUUAGGGUUCUAUAUAAAACCCCAUUGAACCCCUUUCUUUCUAAGAUUGUAAUAGUAAAUACUUUUGUUUCUGGCCCUCUAAGACAAUUUGGAAAGACUUUUCCGACAGGGGCCAAACUUAACACUUAAAAAUAAAUUGAUUAAAUAAUUAAGAACUGCUACAUGAUACAUAUUACUCACAUUAAGCCACCAAAACUUAAAAAUGAGAAACAAAACCCUAAUACUGUAAGCAGUUCUACAGAGAAAUGUGCUGCAUCCAAAUACUUCCAUACUAUAUAGUAUGUGAAAAACAGCAUGUGAGCCAAGUAGUUUGUCUGAAUUCAUACUUAGUUAUAAAACAGUAGGCGAAAAGUACCUGGAUGACCUACUACUUCCGGCAAGAUUCUGGAGUGCGCAUUCAAUGGAAAUUGUAUUAUCCCAUAAGGAAACAGGAGAUGAUUUGUGUGAAGGGCAGUGAAGCGACUCAACUGACAGCGUAGGUCACAUGACAGUGACAAUUUGACGGAUGUAGUACUUCAUGCCACACACAUUCAUACCAUAUAGAACAUACCUUUUUAACGGUCACAAACUUCAAGAAGUAAAGUUAGAGUAUCUACUAUAUAGGAUGCGAUUUCGGACGCAUCAAUGGAGAACAGUUUGUAUAUGAAGCUGUAAGUGCACUCACCAAUAUGCAGGAAUAAUACUACUUUUGAAAAAACAAACAUGCAAAAUACAGUUUACUCAAUGAAAUAAAAUAUUUAUGUCCAGUAAAUUUAUACCUUCUAUUGGCAGGUGAGGCAAAAGACUAAUUUUGGACCCUGCUUUUGGAUCUCUUUUGUGUGUAUUUAUGUGAUUGCUACAAGGAUCAGGGUGUUUGCUAAUCUGAACAUGGAUUCAGGGAAACACUGUUGAUAAUCAAAAAGAAUUCAAAAAUGUGAAGUAUAUAUGUGGGUUAUAGUUGUAUGUGUGUUGAACAUCUCAAAUUUUUAUAGAGAAUAAGUUUUCAUAUUCUUUGUGCAAGUUGUAUAAUUGCACUGUCAGCUUCAUUCAGUGGCCAAAGAAGAGCUCAUUUGAUUGACAUGGGCUCUUUAUGUAAGAUGUACCACAUAUGCCACAUGU